This is a messenger RNA of Phialemonium atrogriseum, 2157 nucleotides long. RefSeq lists its product as uncharacterized. The coding region runs from base 1 to 2157 and encodes 718 amino acids. NCBI's taxonomy places the organism in Eukaryota, Fungi, Ascomycota, Sordariomycetes, Cephalothecales, Cephalothecaceae. The record is from RefSeq and is a predicted model, not a curated record. The transcript has 4 exons.
AUGAAUGGGGACGAGAUGCCAGUCAAGACGGAGUCAAUGGCGGGUCCUCAAGGAGUCUGGACGACGCCGGCCUCUCAAGGCUUGAGGCCACGGCCGGCAACCAUCCACGAAGGCUUCUCAUACUGCGUCGGCGAGGGAUACGAGGGGUUGCCGUCGUGGGACUCUUCCACCUUAUCCGUGCACCACCAAGCGCCAAAUGACUCCAUGUCGAGGCCCAUAUCCGUCCAUCAGGACUUCUACCCGGCGACCACGAUGGAGAGCAGCCAGCCGUCGGUUACAAUGGGGGUCGACUCUAGGCUAACUGCCUUGGCAGAUAACUGGCCACAGAAACCCUGCGAUGAGAACCUGGACAUGCACGCCCUUGAUGCGGAGAUGAACAUUGGACAGGCAUACACCACGGACGAGGCAAUCCCCAUCCUAGACUUGCGGUACCCCGGGGCUCCUAUGGAUGGCGACUCGCUUAACUUUGAUGGCGGCCUCAACCCGCGCAGGAUGUCAGGCUCCUCGUUCACCAUGUCGACGUCUGGCGGUCUUUCUGACAUGCCAUCAUACGAGGAUUUUUCGGCUGCCCUUUCAGACGCCCCGUCUUUCAGCUCGGAAUAUCCGCCGCCGUCCAAUCGUAAUUCUAUGAUGUCUUCCACCCAGCUAUCUCCAGUUGCGUCGCCACGCAUGACUCCCCAGAGCAGAUCUGAGCUCGUCAGAACCCAGAGCAGGGGGCGGGCCUCACCGUCUCCACGACCCGGGAUGCGUGCUGCGCCGUACAGUGUUGAGGGCGCCAGGAACAAGAGGUGGUCCACGGGCUCCUAUGGAACGACCCCGAACCGCCGGCCCUCGCCGUUCAUCUACCAUCACCCGCACGAGAGUUUCAACCCGCAUGCCCGCAUGUCAUCUCGUCAUUCGUCGCCUACCAUCGCGCAUAAUCAGCUGCCCUUGAACUUUGGCAACCUACAAGCCGCACAGCAGCACCCGUACCUCCUCGGCAAUGCUCCAUCUCUCCACCGGAACAGCAUGCUGAUGCCGUCUCAAUUACCGUCUCAUGCCCUUCAUCUCGAGGCUCAUCAAUUCGACGCGCCACCUCCGCUGCUCUCUCACGGUCUCUUCCGCAUGCUCCAAAGCAACGCAGAUCCUCACUCUUUGCACAGCCACUAUACGGAUCUCUCCGAUCCCCCUGACUUGUAUGCGUCCCUGCAUGAGGAGCAGAUCCCGCCGCCACCUGAGGACAUGAACCCAUCCGACCCAGACCUUGUACCUCACGAGCAGGAACUCAGAUUCGAUGGUGACCUCUACACUCCCAGGUGGGUGCGUGGCCACGGCAACAAGCGAGAGGGCUGGUGUGGCAUUUGCAAGCCCGGCAGGUGGCUCGUCUUGAAAAACUCGGCUUUCUGGUAUGACAAGAGCUUCACCCAUGGCAUUAGCGCUGCCACCGGCAAUCCGUUCCAGGAGCCGCAGGAGACGAGGCGCAUGGACGGCAAUCCUGACGUCUGGGAGGGGCUAUGCGGAAGUUGUAACGAAUGGAUCGCGCUCGUGAGCAGUAAGAAGAAGGGCACGACUUGGUUCAGGCAUGCAUACAAGUGCCACACGCACCCAAAGAUCAAGGAUGCGCCAAAACGCCGACGAGAGAGCAGCCAUACGCGGGCCUUGGCUGCAUCGACUGUCGCAAAGCCAAAGACUGAACCGCAGGCGCCCCUGACCCCGCAGAUGACUCCAGCUAGCAUGUCGGCGGCAACCACCCCCACACCACAACAGCAACCGCACCAGCAGAUGCAUCAGCAGCAGCAGCAGCAGCAGCAUCAGCAGCAGCAGAUGCAUCAGCAGCAACAGCAGAUGCAGCCUCAACAACUGCAGCAGCAUCAGCAGCACCAGCAAGUGCAGCAGGUGCACCAGGCGCACCAGCACCAAAACCAGCACCAGAUGCAGAACCAGCACCAGCAAAUGCAGCAGCACCAGCAGCACCAGCAGAUGCAACAGGUGCAACAGGUGCAGCACGUUCAACAGGAGCAACAGAUGCAGCACAUGCAGCACGUGCAACCGCCACCAAUGCAACAUCAUCAUCAGCAGCACGAGCAAUCUCAACAUCUACAGCCGCACAUCCACAUCCAACAACCUCAACCGAGAAAGACAAUCAGCUCACUAGAAGACUUUUCGAACAUGAUUUGA